AUGCCGCGUUUUUAUUGCCCACAGACUAGGAAAUUCCCGGGCGGAGGUGCUCCACAGGUCACCAGCGCGGCUCUUUCGGCCAGCGCGGCUGUGCCGGCCGGGGCCGCUGCUUUGCCCCACGCGGCUGCUUUGUCGGCGCCCCGGAGCAGCGCUUCUCCGUACAAAAUACACUGGUCUGGGGGCCCUUUUGGCUUGCGAUUGGAGCCACGGGAAGUCGCCCUCCCCUUUUUGAACCGGCGAAUAGGCGACUUCCCAUGGCUCCAAUCGCCAGCCAAAAGUGCUCUCGGACUGGUGUAUUUUGUACAGAGAACCACUGCUCUGGGCGCCAACAAAGCAGCCACGCGGGGCAAAGCAGCAGUGCCUGCUGGCACAGCCGCGCUGGCCGAAACAGACGCGCUGGCGACCGUGGAGCUCCUCCGCCUGGGAAUUUCCUAUUGGUGUUCCAGUCGCCUGUUGAAGUGGUGCCGGGGACUGUUUGUUUUCCCAGGCGACAAAUGGGCAACUUCCCGAGGCUCCAAUCACCAGCCAAAAGGGCACCUGGACUGGUGUAUUUUGUAUGGAGAACCGCUGCUCCCGGGUGGCCGACAAAACAGCCAUGCGGCGCAAAUAGUGGCACUGGCCAGCACAGCUGCGCUGGCCGAAACCGCCGCGCUGGCGACCCCUGGAGCUCCUUCGCCUGGGAAUUUCCUAGUCUUUGUGUUUUUUAUCCCUAAUUUCCUGGCCAUAGUGUCUCCCUUUUCCGUUGUGGUGUGCCUCUGUCUCCUGGUGGCCAUCAACCCCAUCUGGUACAGAUGCCACCGCCCAAAGUACACAUCUACUGUUGUUUGCAGCCUUAUCUGGGCCCUGUCUCUUUGCACCAACAUAGUAAAUUCACUUUUCCUAAUUUACUGGAAACAUGUAGAGGCAUGUGUCAUAUUUCUAAAGAUUUUUGAGCUCUUCCAUGGUAUCCUUUUACUUGUGAUGUGUGCCAGUCUGACUCUGCUCAUUAGACUCCUGUAGGCCACCAGGGUCUAUGUGGUCCUGCAGAUCUCAGCCACCGUGUUCCUGCUCUGGGUCCUACUGCUGACCGUGGCAUCCUUCAUAUCAGAUUUCAAAAUGUUGGUCACCACUUCCUAUUUAAUUUCUUUGUUCCUCAUUAUAAACACCAGCGCCAACCCUAUCAUUUAUUUCUUUGUGGGGAACCUCAGAAAGAAAAGGCUGAAGGAACCUCUCAGAGUGAUUCUCCAAUGGGCAUUAGCAGAUAAGCCAGAGCUGGGGAGGAACACAAAGGCAGUUGGCAUUGACUCUAUGGAGCAGCGGGACUCUACUCAGUAUGUGGAGAAUCUUCUUCCCAUGGAGCACCGAGUCAAAGUGGAAACAUGAUUUUCCACAUCUGAGUAGGAGACUUUUACACAUAGUAACCCAGCCUGUUCUGCCUCAUAAGACUGCUGCACGAAAUCAAUGUUUUCUUCUAAUCAAGUACAGGUUUCAUGAACUUUCAGAACAACUCUUGCUGUUUGUGGUUGGAAGAGACAUUAACUUCCUUUCUAGGCAGUAUACCCUGUUUGAAUGAGCUCCAGUUCCAACAAUAAGGGGAAUGCGACCCAGUGAGACUUUCCUGGUAUCUGUGGAAUCCCAAACAGGGUCUAUAGAAAAGGCCAUGCAUUAUUCUCUGUCAUUAUCCUGGAGCAUCCUCCAAGUCCAGCCAUAAAUUUUCCUCUCUUUGUCUAUCUCCUCCUUAAAUAGAGCCUGAACUUACCUGUACUACCUGAUUCUCUACACCAAGAGCCAUCAUCAAAUAAGAAGUAAGAGCCAGCGUUUUGCACCCAGAUUGCCUUUGUCCAAACUUUGGCUUUCCCAUUCAAAGCAUGUCAUUGUGGGCAAAUUACUCUCUGUAAGUCUGUUUCAUCUUAUG
Molecule: messenger RNA, 1894 nt
Organism: Sapajus apella (tufted capuchin)
Lineage: Eukaryota; Metazoa; Chordata; Mammalia; Primates; Cebidae
Gene: MAS1L
Product: MAS1 proto-oncogene like, G protein-coupled receptor
Biological process (GO): G protein-coupled receptor signaling pathway
Cellular component (GO): membrane
Molecular function (GO): angiotensin receptor activity
Source: RefSeq, a predicted model, not a curated record